GAGCUGGCGGCACUGGGCUGGGACUGGGGCUUAGCUAUCCCCCAGCUAGGGGCUGCUCCCCGGGGCUGGGCAGCAGUUGGUCUGAAAAGCUGGAGCAGAAUGGGAUGCCAGGCUGAGUCUCUUUGGCUCUGAUUAACCCCACUCCACCAUGCAGUGGCGAAGUCACUUGCCCUGGACCUCUUGGGGCAGAAAUUUGAGGGGUCCAUUUUGGCUAGCAGGUAAUCAUGGCCAAUUCCUACUCCACUGGAGUCAGCCCCUCGAAGCCCGGUGUUCUGAUUUCCCCUUCAGGGCUUUUAUCCGAAACCAAGGAAGUUCUGUGGGUGGUUCAUCUCCCCCAGGGAGGCAUGGGCAGCUGUUCCGAAGCAUCCCAGCUAUGGAAUCAGUCCAUCGGUACCGCCGAAGUCUAGCCGAAUGGUUCAUUCGGUUGCCACGGGAAGAACGCCAGUUUGGACCAACAUUUUCUCUGGACACGGCCCAUGUGGAUCCUGUAAUCCGUGAAAGCACCCCUGAUGAGCUGCUGCGCCCACCUGCUGAACCUACCCUGGAACAUCCACUCCCUCCUAAGGAGCUCCGAACACUGGCUCUGCCCCAGCUCUUUGACCCUGAUGCAUGUGGUCGACACGUACAGACAGUGGUGUUGUAUGGAACAGUGGGUACAGGCAAGAGCACCCUGGUUAGAAAAAUGGUGCUGGACUGGUGUCACGGGAGGCUGCCCAGCUUUGAGUUGGUCAUUCCCUUCUCCUGUGAGGACCUGUCUGCCCCAGGACCUACACCCAUCUCCCUGUACCAAAUGGUGACCCGCCGGUACCCACACCUGAAAGAAGUGCUACCCCUUCUGGACAAUGCUGGACCCCGGCUACUGUUUGUGCUCCAUGGGAUGGAGAGGCUCAACCUAGACUUCCGGAUGGAGAGUACGGGGCUGCACGGUGAUCCGCAAGUGUCUGCGGCGCCUACCACUAUCAUUGUUAAUCUGCUGCGCAAGUUCAUGUUGCCUGAGGCCAGCAUUCUGGUGACUACCCGGGCCUCUGCCGUUGGCCGAAUCCCCAGCAAGUAUGUGGGUCGCUAUGGGGAGAUCUGUGGCUUCUCUGACACCAACCUGCAGAAACUGUACUUUCAGCUCCGCUUUAACCAGCCUGACUGUAGACACAACGCAAAUGGAGUGGGCACUUACGUCACCCCAGCUCAGCGGGACAACCUGAUAGAAAUGCUUUCCCGAAAUCUGGAGGGGCACCAUCAGAUCGCUGCUGCCUGCUUCUUGCCCUCUUAUUGCUGGCUGGUGUGUGCCACCUUAUACUUCCUCCAUGCACCCACACCUGCUGGGCAGACCCUGACAGGCAUCUACACCAGCUUCCUGAGACUCAACUUUAGUGGGGAGAUACUGGAUAGCGCUGACCCCUCUCGGACAUCGCUGAUGGCCUACGCUGCCCGCACCAUGGGUAAAUUGGCCUAUGAGGGUGUGGCAUCUCGGAAAACCUACUUCUCUGAGAAGGAUGUCCGGGAAUGUCUAGAGUCUGGGGUGAAAACAGAAGAAGAGUUUCAGUUACUGCAUGUCUUCCGCCGAGAUGCUCUGCGAUUUUUCUUGGCACCUUGUGUGGAGUCAGGGAAGCAUGGCACUUUUGUGUUCACGGUGCCUGCCAUGCAAGAGUACCUAGCUGCCCUAUAUAUUGUGCUAGGUGAACGCAAGACCGCCUGGCAGCGAGUGGGCAAGGAGGCGGCGGAGCUGGUGGGCCGAGUGGGUGAGGAUGUUAGCCUAGUGCUGAGUGUUGUGGCCAAGCUGCUCCCCCUUCGGGUGCUGCCUCUGCUUUUCAAUUUACUCAAGGUUGUGCCUAGAGUAUUUGGACGGUGGGCAGGCAAAAGUCGGGAAGCAGUCGCCCAGGCCAUGGUCCUAGAGAUGUUUCGGGAGGAGGACUAUUACAAUGAUGAUGUGCUGGACCAAUUAGGGGCCAGCAUCCUGGGGGUUGAGGGCCCACGGCGCCAUCCCGAUGAACCACCUGAUGAUGAGGUUUUUGAACUCUUCCCCAUGUUCAUGGGGGGACUGCUUUCCUCCCGAAAUCGUGUAGUGCUGGCCCAGCUGGGCUGUCCUAUCAAGAACAUGGAUGCCCUGGAAAAUGCCCAGGCCAUUAAGAAGAAGUUGGUGAAGUUGGGCCGACAAGGCCUGCCCCCUUCAGAACUUAUGGAUCACCUUUUCUUUCACUAUGAGUUUCAGAACCAGCAUUUCUCAGCUGAGUUGCUCAGCUCCCUGCGCCAGCUCAACUUGGCAAGUGUGCGUAUGACACCUCUUAAGUGCUCUGUGGUGGCAUCAGUGCUGGGAAGUGGUACACAUACCCUGGAUGAGGUCAACCUGGCCUCCUGCCAACUGGACCCAGCUGGUCUGCGCACUCUCAUGCCUGUCUUCUUGCGUGCCCGAAAGCUUGGCCUACAGUUGAACAGUCUGGGCCCUGAGGCCUGUAAGGACAUCCGAGACCUCCUUCUGCAUGACCAAUGCCAAGUUACCACCCUUCGUCUCUCCAACAAUCCACUCACAGCAGCAGGUCUAGCCCUAUUGGUAGAAGGCCUGAGCGGGAACACUUCUUUGACCCACCUGUCUCUGCUGCACACUGGGCUUGGGGAUGAAGGUCUGGAGCUUCUGGCUACCCAUCUGGAACGAAACCAACAGCUUCGGGAGCUGAAUGUGGCCUACAAUGGAGCAGGUGAUGCAGCAGCCCUUGGCCUGGCUAGGGCUGCCAGGCAACACCCCUCUCUGGAGCUAUUACACCUCUACUUCAAUGAGCUGAGCCCAGAGGGCCGGAAGAAGCUACGAGAGCUAGAAGGUGCUACUGCUGGAGGGGCCCGAGUGGCAGCAUCACUGACUGAAGGCACAGCUGUGUCGGAGCACUGGUCUGUGAUCUUGGGUGAAAUUCAGCGCAAUUUGAACAGCUGGGAGCGAGGCCGGGUCCAGCGUCACCUGACGAUGCUACUACGAGACCUGGAAGACAGCCGGAGUGCCACCCUUAAUCCCUGGCGCAAAGCCCAACUGCUGCGGGUGGAGGGCGAAGUCAAAUCCCUAUUGGAGGGCUUAGGUGGCCCGGUGAGUUGAGGCAGGCAUUAGGCACAGAGUUGUCCUAUUCUUUGGUACCUACCCCUUUGUCCCUUGUUGCCCUCCAUAUAUAGUGGUGGAGAGAUCCUUCUCUGAACUGAGAGGGACACUUCAGACUUUGGGGUGAGGGAAUAGUCACAGCCCUGCUUUGAUAUAACAUGUCCUCCCUAUUCUCCCUAAACUCUGGAGAGUCCAGAUCGUAGCCACAAAACUGUUGCUGUAUGACCAUUGGGGGAAUUUGCUUAUUCGAAUUUUUUUGGGGAGGUGUGUCAGCAACACAUAAGGGGGCUCUUCCUAAGCUCUUUAAGGGCCAGGUCAUUCCCUUCCACUCUCCUUGAGAAUUAGGCGAUGAAGCUGAACAUCAUCUCAACCAUCCCUACUUGUUGUGGCCUAUGCUAGUCCCUUCUUCCUGGAGGGCUCACUCAGAUUAGUUGUGAAGACAAUGACCAUCUACAUGCCCACACAGUCCCCUCCUCCUUCCUGUGCUAAAUCAAGUCCGCUGUGGAUUCAAGGGGAGCCAGUAGAUGCCUUUUUCUUCCAUUGGUGCCUUCUUAUUUGCUUUCCCCAGGCUCUCAAUGAUGCGCAAAGCAUGGUGGCUCCCAGAAACAGGUGCCCUGAUUUGCUGCCAUUAAAAACAAAAAUGUGUGUCUUCCA
Molecule: messenger RNA, 3730 nt
Organism: Gracilinanus agilis (Agile Gracile Mouse Opossum)
Lineage: Eukaryota; Metazoa; Chordata; Mammalia; Didelphimorphia; Didelphidae
Gene: NLRX1
Product: NLR family member X1
Exons: 10
Coding region: 149-3076 (975 amino acids)
Biological process (GO): negative regulation of canonical NF-kappaB signal transduction
Cellular component (GO): mitochondrion
Molecular function (GO): protein binding
Source: RefSeq, a predicted model, not a curated record